AUGCCCUCACAACGUCGCUUCCCACCCUCUCACGAUUAUGAGCUACUCCCACGAAGCUCGGUCGAUAUACCGAGUCCAUCAGACCUAGAUGACAAACCCACCAGUCCCUCCUGGGUUGCGCGCCUCGCAGGUGCUGUACCGUUCGGCGUGAAGCACAUCUCCAACUACUCCACAUACACACACUACAUAACACCACGCCGAAAGAAGCGAUCCAUUCUCCGCCUAAUAUACUGGUCGCUCUUCUCUAUUCCCUACAUACUCCUUCUACUUGUCCUCUUCGUGAGCGUCUUCUUUCCCUCCUAUACUACACUCCCUCCUCGAUACGAAGAACUCCGACAGCUCGCACUCAGCUCCAACCAAACAGGUCGCGCAAACGUUUUCAAAGAGAAGGUCUUCAUCGCAGCCUCCAUAUACGAAGAAAAUGGGUCGUUGACAUCGGGAGAAUGGGCUGAGUCGGUAUUGGACCUCGUGGACUUGCUGGGUCCGGAGAAUGUUCACCUCAGCCUAUACGAGAAUGACCCUGAUGCGCUAACGCGGCAGUCGCUCCUGGAAUUUGAGCGCAGAGUCACAUGCAAUUCCACCAUCACCGCAGAAACUCUUGAUCUGGGAGAACUUCCCCGCGUCACACUGCCCAACGGAGAAACACGAAUCAAGCGGAUCGCGUUCUUGGCAGAUGUGCGGAACAAGGCACUGGCGCCCAUCGACGAGGCCGGCGUCGUAUUCGACCGAGUUUUGUUCCUGAAUGACGUCAACUUCAACCCCAUCGACGCGGCACAGCUCCUCUUCUCCACCAAUGUCGACACCUCCGGCCGCGCAAAUUACGGGGCAGUCUGUGCCGUGGAUUUCAUCAACGCCUUCAAGUUCUACGAUCGAUUUGCGACCCGCGAUCUCGACGGCUUCAAUCCCGGAAUUCCGUUCUACCCCUGGUUCACCAGCGCCGGGACAGGCACGAGCAGGAACGAUGUCUUGUCUGGUUCAGACGCCGUCCGCGUCAGGAGCUGCUGGGGAGGAAUGAUUGCCUUCGAAGCGAAGUGGUUCCAAGACCAGCAGCGUCUGCGCCCAAAUACCACCCAGGACCUCUCGCCAGCGCCUACGACGAUUAGCACGGACACAUCUCCAUUGCGCUUCCGCUACGAGACCGACAUUUUCUGGGAUUCAUCAGAGUGCUGCUUGAUCAAUGCCGAUCUGCAGUACCGCAGGACCGGUCAGGGAAUGCCUUUCGAGUCGGGCAUCUUCAUGAACCCUUAUAUUCGAGUUGCAUACGACCCGAAAACGUUAGCAUGGCUUUCGGUCACCCGCCGACCGGAACUCCUGUAUUCUCGCAUUCACGAUAUCUUGAACCACUGGGUCGGAUUCCCACAAUACAACGAGCGCCAGCUGGAAAACCCAGGAGACGUCGUCCAAGACCGUGUCUGGGAAUACGACGACCCUAAACACGCCUUCCAGAAGAACGCCACCGACGAUACUUUGUCCGGCCACUAUCGCGACAGAAGAAACUUUCCAGCAUCGAUCAUAUGCGUCGACCUCGUUGUCCGGCAGUUCCCAGGCAAGAAACACUUCAAGAUCGAAGACAGCAAUGUGUUCCUAUCUGGCGGCCUGAGUCUAAGCUUUGGAGUCAUGAUCUUUUCGGCUCUCUACAGCAUGCUGCCGUCUGCGAAGGACUACCUGCAGAAGGGCGGCCUUGGACCCAAGAUAGCCACCUUGGUGUUGGUAGGGUGCUUUCUUGCGGGUGCGUUGGGGAUCGCGGUGCUGUCGAGAAUCCUGCAUGGAUACAUCCCGCACUCGGUGGUGGACUGUGACCACGACCAUGGAGAUGAGGAAGAGGGAAAGGAUGUAGAUGGCGAGCAUGAUCACUCUCAUCUCGAAAGACCCAUGGAAGAGCAUAGCCACGUCCACGCUCAUGGCCACUCUCACGACGACGCCGAAGACUCAUACGGCACCCUCCCGUCCGGACUCGCUCGACGACCCUCGCUCCACGCUCAAAUCUCCACCAAGGUCUCGCGACUCGUAACCGGCUCGAAGGAGUUCUGCGACGAAGACGGGCAAUGCUUUGGCUACUCCGACCCCUGCGGUCAAGAAUGCUUCCGCAACGUGCAACAAGCUCGCAUCCCACGAAGCAACACCACCAACAGCAUCACCACCAAACCCAGCCUCCGCGGCCUCCGCUCUUACACGACCCCCCACGAACGCCAACCACUCCUCCAAGACGUCGACGAAGAAACCCCCCUAAUCGCACCGGCCAGCAUCUCCAAUCCCACCUCCCCCACCGCCACGACGAACGGCCACCACUCCGCCGCCUCGAAACCCACCGUCCACAAGAAACCCUCCACCGCCUCCCUCGCCUCCUCCCACCACACCACCACCUCCACGCACUCCCACACCAAGCAACACCACCACCACGUCCCGACCAACGUCUUCCUCUCCAUCGGCCUGCAAACCAGCAUCGCAAUCGCGCUCCACAAGAUACCCGAGGGCUUCAUAACGUACGCCACCAACCACGCGAACCCCCGCCUCGGCGUCUCCAUCUUCCUCGCCCUCUUCAUCCACAACAUCACCGAGGGCUUCGCCAUGGCCCUCCCCCUCUACCUCGCCAUCUCCUCCCGCUGGAAAGCCAUCGCCGUGUCCGCCCUCCUCGGCGGCGUAAGCCAGCCCCUCGGCGCCGGCGUCGCAGCGCUGUGGUUCAACCUCGCGGGGCGGCGGGAUGGCGACAGCGACAGCGGGAAUGCAGGUGAGCCGGGGGACGUGGUGUACGGGUGCAUGUUUGCGGUGACGGCGGGCAUCAUGGCGAUGGUGAGUUUGCAGUUGCUGGGCGAGAGUCUGGAUCUCACGCAUUCACGGAAACUGUGCUUUGCGAGUGCGUUUCUGGGCAUGGGGAUUCUGGGGUUGAGUUCGGCGCUUACGGCGUAG
Molecule: messenger RNA, 2907 nt
Organism: Aaosphaeria arxii CBS 175.79
Lineage: Eukaryota; Fungi; Ascomycota; Dothideomycetes; Pleosporales
Product: glycosyltransferase family 69 protein
Exons: 4
Coding region: 1-2907 (968 amino acids)
Biological process (GO): transmembrane transport; metal ion transport
Cellular component (GO): membrane
Molecular function (GO): metal ion transmembrane transporter activity
Source: RefSeq, a predicted model, not a curated record